Molecule: messenger RNA, 566 nt
Organism: Paralichthys olivaceus (Japanese flounder)
Lineage: Eukaryota; Metazoa; Chordata; Actinopteri; Pleuronectiformes; Paralichthyidae
Source: RefSeq, a predicted model, not a curated record
CAUGCUCUGGACCUGCAGCUGGCAGUGGCCAACAUCCUCCAGCUCCUGGUGAACAGCGAGAGGAACCAGCAGGUGCUGUGUGAAGCCUGCCUCCACCAGCGGCUGCUGCAGCGCUGCAGUCAGGCCCUGGGCGACGAAGACCACCCACUGCACCCGCCGCUGCAGAGGAUGUUUGAGAGGCUGGCCUCGCAGGCCCUGCAGCCGAUGGCGCUCAGGGAGUUCUUACGUCUCGGAAACCCUCUGAACUGCGGAGCCUGGGACAAGAAGCUGCUGAAGCAGUACCGGGUCCACAAGCCGAGCUCUCUCAGCUACGACGCAGAGAUGAGAAACAGUAUGACCAUGUCCAUGGAGGGCUUCGGCCCCGACAGCGUCUUCGCCACCCUGGCAGAGGAUAACGGACAAUACCGCAUCAGCCGCAGCCUGGUGCGCUCCGCCGAGGGCAGCACUGUGCCGCUCACCCGAGUCAAGUGCCUGGUCUCCAUGACAACACCCCACGACAUCCGCCUUCACGGAUCGGCCGUCACGCCUGCGUUCGUGGAGUUUGAUGCUUCGUUGGAGGGCUUUGG